Olea europaea var. sylvestris is the source of this 1083-nucleotide messenger RNA. Its product is annotated as CDK-activating kinase assembly factor MAT1. Lineage: Eukaryota; Viridiplantae; Streptophyta; Magnoliopsida; Lamiales; Oleaceae. Gene Ontology annotation, biological process: DNA repair; regulation of transcription by RNA polymerase II; regulation of cyclin-dependent protein serine/threonine kinase activity. Bases 1 to 318 code for a protein of 105 amino acids. The transcript has 4 exons. The record is from RefSeq and is a predicted model, not a curated record. Gene Ontology annotation, cellular component: transcription factor TFIIH holo complex.
AUGGAAGAUAUUCUGUGGUUUCACAGCUAUAAUAAAAGAGAAGAGGAUUUUGCAUCAUUGAGGGAAUACAAUGAUUACUUGGAAGAAGUAGAGGAUAUGAUUUUUAAUUUAAUUGAAGGAGUAGACGUUCCUGCUAUUGAAGCAAAGAUUGCUGAGUACCAGAGAGAAAAUGCUGAACAAAUCAUGAAUGCUCAUGCUCGCAAGGCUGAAGAAUAUGCAGCAGCUCUGGCAGCAAGCAAGGGACAACCUGCACAGACAGGUGUUGAUUUGGUGAGUUUAUCUUCUGGGUUUCAAAUCUUUCUGCAUUUUAAUUCUUGAUUUACUCUUUUACUUGAAUCUAAAUGUUUAUGCAAUGCUUAUGUUGACCUUUUCUCAGUUGGCAUCCAGUUACAGAAUUUUUUAUCAUCAUUGAUUGUCUCUCUGUACUUCAUUUCUUUUAGCUUUAGUACUAUCAACAGUUAUGUGGUUAUCUAUUUGGCUUUUCUUAUAUCAUGAGCGAAGUUGCAACAAAAGAAUUUUUCUAUGUUGUUCUGAUGCCAGUUGAAAAUUUAGGGUCAUACUUAAGUGUCUAUGGUCCUGGAGUACUGCUCUGAUCAAUCUGUCACCUGAACAUCCUAAAAAACCUAAAAGCUUAGUCCUGUAUCAUUUGGAGAAUAACCCCUUAUGGAGGGCUUAGUUAUUCUAACAGUGCACUUAAAAUUUAAACCACUUCAUUGGAAGGAUGUUCUUACUCCACUCCCUUCUUUGACCCUAUCCACUCAUCAGGUGAUCCCUUGCUUCACAUUCAUGUGUUUGCUCAUUCUUUAGACCCGUGAAUGAGAUUUCUGCUCAUUGCAGUCACCUUUGGGGUUCUUCACACCAGGAUAUCACAAGGCCGAUGUGCCUCAACCCUGCAAAUUCAACAAAAAAGGAUAUUGGUAUAUGCUUCCCAUUUAAGCCAAGUCUCACUGACAUGUCAACCAUUAUAUGUUCACGAAUUCGAUAAUGAUUAUCACUUUUAGAUUAUUCCAUUAUACGGGAAAAGUGCUAACUAUCGAGAGGGGAGUGUUUCCUACUCUUUUUUCUAAUUAAUUUUUCUUUAUU